GAUUCAACAUGUCGAAUCAGCCGAAAAAAAGCCAACGAGGACCAACUUCAGCCGACCGUGUGGAACACACCGAGAAAACUGCCCGACGGCCGACCGUCAGCUUGAUGUGUUCCUGCCUUUAUAAGUAACACUGGAGCAGUGAUUAAAGUUAAUUAGGUAAUUAAGUGAUUGAGUGAUGAUUGAGCAUUAUUGAAGAUACCUGAUGAUAACAAGCAGAAACACUGAAGAAAAGAGAAACACAAGAACUACAAUUAAAUUCAGUCACAGCCUUAGAUGAAAUCAACUGAAGAUAAAAGACAUUAAAUAAGUCAGUGAUGAGCUGAGAAACACUGAUGUUAUGCUGCUUGUUGCUUUAUUUAAAGGCAGUAACUGUGGAGUUGCUGAUGUAUUCAAGUCAAGUCACGUUUAUUUAUAUAGUGCUUUUUACAAUGCAGAUUGUGUCAAAGCAGCUUUACAGUGAUACCUGGUAUACAAAUUUGGCUGCACAGCAGCUCUUAAAGAAAAUGGUGUCAGUAUCCAUCUUAAGUAAAUUCAGUGUUGUUUCAUUCCGAUGUAAGAAUCAAUAGUUAUUAAUUUAGUUAAUUUAUCUAUAUCAGCACUGGAGUAAACAGUAAUGUCAUCAUCCAGCUCAGUUCGCAUACAAUGGUGUCAAUGCAGGCAGAUCAAAACACUGUUGAAUAUCAAAUGUCAAGUGUCCCCAACUAAGCAAGCCAAAGGAUGACAGCGGCAAGGAACCCAAACUCCAUCAGGUGACAUCAGGUGGCAAACAGGUGAUUAACAUGAAUUAACAGGCUUGGAAAACUGGAUAAUAGACCAGGUAAACCUAGGUAAGGGUCAAGUUGGAAUAACCACAUUUGGUGCCAUGACCCGGAUGGAAGUGAGGUUUAAUAGACGUAGGCCAGUAAGAGCUGUGCAUGUAAACCUCACUCCCCGAUCUCAAGAGGCACUCUAGCGACUAAUGCUAGAGGCUGCGGCCUUUACCUAUGUGUUUCAUAUAUGUCAUAUAUGUUUCAUAUAAGGCAAUAUAUUAUUAGCACAUAUAUAUAUAUAUACAUCCUCAUGAUAUAUUAAGAUAUAGGUUUAUACCAUGUAUGAAAUACAUCACUGACCACGUCAUAAUAUAUUUAAAAAAUCCAGGCAUAACAAAUUUAAUGAUACAAUGAUUUAAUGAUACAAUUAAGAUAUAAUCAAAUUUGUUCUCAUUUACCCUUGUUAUGGGUCAAUAUUAAUUCACUUUGAAUUUUCUUCCAGCAGUUCUCUAAAGCUUUCAAAUGUGUUUAAAUUAUUUUUACCAUUUGGUUAUUAUCUCUUAAUCUUCAGCAGAGAAGUAUCACUCUGCAACUCUUCACGUGUCACACUAUUGGCUGCUCUCUGCAAACGUCACAUUUUGAUGUGCAAGUGCUUAAUAAUUUAUAGUCUGAGGAUCAAAGCCUGAGUGGACCUGGACAUUUUAAAACCAAGUGUUAAUAUUUUCUUAUAGAUUCCACUUCUGACGGUUCUUGUGUAAGACUGCGCUUGUGUAAAUUCUUUUCGUUUUGUUAUGUGCACAUCGUGGACCAGGCCUUGGACACACUUAUACACUCACAAGCAAAUGGGAACUCAAGACAAGCACAUACAUUUGAACAUUUAACUACUCGUUAUUAUAUUUCUUAAUAUACUAUAUAUGGUAAGGUUUGACCUCUGAGUACUAUGAUUGGAUGGUCUGGACAUCGUGGAUGAUUCUGCUUGAUCUUGUGUAUAAAUAUAACCCUUCUUCCUUAAUAAUCUUGAGAAUGUUAUGGUCUCUGUGUCUGCUUCAUCAUUCUCCCGAGAUCUCGCCGCUGCUGCCACACAUCACGGAGUUUGAGACGUCUGUUUGCAACUGAUGACUGAAAGAUUUGAGAUCUGCAGAUACUCUACUUGAAAAUUAAUUCUCCUGACUACAGACUGCAACCUGUCAUGGAGAUUCAUCAGUCUGCUGUGAUUCUGCUGCUGAUCUUGAGUGUUUCAUCCUUCACUCAUGGACAACCAGACAAUAUAAAGCCCCGCUAUAUAAAAUUCCUCAAUCAGCAUUUCGGUCCUGAUAUGACUGAGCAGAAGUGUACCAGUGAAAUCAGACAGAGAGAUAUCACUGGAAAUGAUGAUGGCUGCAAACCUGUCAACACCUUCAUACAAGCGAAUUCAAAUGAUAUCAGAGCAGUUUGUGGCACAGGAGGAACUCCACAGGGAGGGGACCUGUUUAAGAGCAACCAGCCUUUUCCGGUGAUCACAUGCAAUUUACAAAGUGGGCAGAGACCCCCAAGAUGUGAAUAUGGUAAAGGGAAGAAGUCCACUCGUUACAUUGUGUUGGGGUGUGCAGAAGGCUGGCCUGUACAUUAUGAAGAAGGCAUACCUGAUACAAAGAAGACAGGCUGAAAAGAGCCUCAUGGAGCUUUAAUGUUAAAAAUAUUUUUUUUAAGUUAAUUUUCUGCACUUCUUCAUGCAUGUCUCUGUGUGUAAUCGUUCUUAUGUGCACAAUUCAGCUAGUCUAAUGAACCUUUAAUCACUCUGUUAACACUUUUUGAGCAUUUUAAUGAAAGUAGUGAAUGAGCGAGAACAGAUGAGGGAAGAAAGAUGCAGAUGUUUUUUCUACCUAUCUGUAAUCUUCAAUAAAACUUCUCUACUACCCAUAAA
This is a messenger RNA of Megalobrama amblycephala (Wuchang bream), 2652 nucleotides long. RefSeq names its product ribonuclease-like 3. The record is from RefSeq and is a predicted model, not a curated record. Lineage: Eukaryota; Metazoa; Chordata; Actinopteri; Cypriniformes; Xenocyprididae. The transcript has 2 exons. Gene Ontology annotation, molecular function: nucleic acid binding; RNA nuclease activity. The coding region runs from base 1939 to 2394 and encodes 151 amino acids. Gene Ontology annotation, biological process: angiogenesis; defense response to Gram-positive bacterium; defense response to Gram-negative bacterium.